AGGAUGAGAAAACCUUUUUUUUCCUGCCACCUAUUUAUUUAUACUUUUUCCGUCACAUGCUCUUCUUGUUUGCAAUGUGAGCUGUCGACACUGACUGAGAGUACUAUGGGGAUUUAAAGGUGGAAAACGACCAAAAGAAAAAGGCGACUCCAUCUUUCUUAUUGCAUCUCCUCCGAGGCUUGAGAGGAUCAUGCAACACCUGAAGUCAUGGCAAGCUCUGCUCCUCUUUACUGUUCUGUGCCAACAGGCAACCUCAGACAAAUACGGCUGUCUGUUUGAGAGAAAACUGUGCAUGAGGGAUCAGUUCUGCUCAGAUGAUGGACUGUUUGGUCAGUGUCAUAGCUCGAAGCAGGACCAGGUCCAGUACCAGGUGUCCGUUUCUGUUCUAACGAGAAUGCAGGAGGUCCUCAAACAGCUGAUGAUUCAAGGACUUUCCUGGCAGGAUGACAUCACUCAGUAUAUUUUGUCCAAGGAGCUGAAGAGAGUUCCACACACCACUCAUCCUUCAAAGCGCGGCCCGCCUUCUUCUUUUUCUUCUCAGUCUAAACUACACAUCCCCCUCCACCACAGUCCUAAAUCAGGGUCUGCAUUUCCUGCUGACAACUAUGUGGACUACAUGAUUGUUGAACCUCCUCAGUCACCAAUGCGGAUGCAGACGGCCUCCAUGGACCCAUACACUUACCACCAGCAUCCGUACCAAGAUGAAGUGGAGAGGUCUCUGAUAGGGGGAGGAACUGGUUACACCCGCACCUCAUCACGUUCCCAGGCCAGUCAAAGAGAGCUAGAGCGUGACAGGCAGCUGUUGCAGGAAGCCUUGUCUCUUUAUCUGGCAUCUGCACAGCCCACUUAUCGCCACAAAGCACGAGCUUCCAUGGUUCCAGUGCGACCAGGUCUGCCUUAUGAGGACUUAGAAUUGGAGAUACCAGUGGACUACAUAGAAGACUACACCCUAGAGGAGAGACUUGGUACUACAGGCAGGCAACAAUCUCAGCAGAAUAAGAAAGUUUCCCAGGACCACAGCUCCCUACCUCAACUCAGCAGUGAGCAACAAUCUCAGCAGAAUAAGAAAGUUUCCCAGGACCACAGCUCCCUGCCUCAACUCAGCAAUGGCUUGCUGCAGAGGGUGCCAGCACUCUUGCAGAGGUAUGAAAUCGACCCCAGAGAUCUGAGCCAACAACAGCUGGCCCUCAUGCUGCAGCUGCUACAGGCUCAAGACAAAUCAGACCCUUUGGAGAAAGACCUCAUCAGUCUGAAGAAGUUCCAGCUGCUAAAACCCAGCAGUGCUUCCCACAAACUAGGGGCACCGCUCCCCGCUCCCAAUCCUCCUGAUGCCCCUCCGAUUCCUUCCUCUGCCUCAUUCCCAGUUACAACUGCAGCUAAGGGCUCCAUCCUCCCUCCUCCUGCAGUGCAGCCUCCACAGGCUGAACCUGCUCAAACAGGACUGGUCUCCAAGGAGCAGGACGUGCCAUUGAUUGAGGAUACAGGAGGAAAAGAGGAGUACGGCUACAUUGUCACCAACCAGAGCCCUUUGAGUUUGUAUGAUGGAGUAAAGCUGCUGGAGCUUUUGGCUGAUAAAAUCCACCUGACAACCAGCAGCUUCAUCAACAUCAGUGUGGUCGGUCCAGCGCUGACGUUCCGUGUCCGACAGAAUGAAAACAAUAUGACGGCUGCAGACGUGGCUGCCAAAGCUGUUUCAGAGAAGAACUUCCUGGAGUCUGAGACAGGACUGAAGAUUGCACAGACUGGUGUUGGAGAGAGGACAGAUGCACGGGGUCUCCCCCAGGUCACCAAGGUUUCCCAGAGUUCCAGUGGAACGGUCAUCACUCUUGUUUCCAUGGCAGUGGUCGGAGGACUGCUGGUAUUGGCUAUGGCUGUCGCUUGUAUGCGACAUUACUCUCAACAUGUGGCCAAUGGCAAGCUCGGUCUGGGGCCAGAGGGAGGAGCAGAAACUCAUUUUGACUACCAGGAACUCUGUCGGCAGCACAUGGCAUCCAAAUCUUCCCUGUGCCGUCAGGACUGUAUGGGUGGGGUUGGGGGCACCACAGCGGUGCCUACAGGAGGAGCUGGGGGUCGCAGGGGCACAGACACAUCACGGGUCAGCAGCGUUUCUUCCCAGUUCAGUGACGGCCCCCAGCACAGCCCAUCCUCCACCCACAGCUCUACCCCGUCCUGGAGUGAAGAGCCAGCACAGUCUAAUAUGGACAUUUCAACUGGUCACAUGAUCCUGGCGUAUAUGGAGGACCACCUGCGUAAUAAAGACCGCCUUCAGAAGGAGUGGGAGGCAUUGUGCUCCUAUCAAGCUGAGCCCAGCUCCGUGUCCGUGGCUCAGUCCUCAGUCAACAUAGACAAAAACAGACAUGCAGACUCUCUGCCGUAUGAUCACUCUCGUGUCAAACUCAAGACAGAGCUCAACCCCAGCAAGCAAGAUUACAUUAAUGCCAGCAUCAUUUUUGAUCACGAUCCUCGCCAACCAGCUUACAUCGCCACACAGGGGCCGCUGCCUCACACUGUCACUGAUUUCUGGCAGAUGGUCUGGGAGAACGGCUGCACAGUGAUCGUGAUGAUGACCGCGCUGGUGGAAGACGGAGAGAAACAGUGCGAGAGAUACUGGCCGGAUGAGGGCUCGUCACUAUAUCACAUCUACGAGGUGAACCUGGUGUCUGAGCACAUCUGGUGUAAGGAUUUCCUGGUGCGGAGUUUCUACGUGAAGAACAUCCAGACGCAGGAGACCAGAACUUUGACGCAGUUUCACCUGCUGAGCUGGCCAGCUGACGGCAUCCCCACCUCCACACGCCCGCUGCUCGACUUCCGCAGGAAGGUGAAUAAAUGUUACCGAGGUCGUUCCUGCCCAAUCAUCGUUCACUGCAGUGACGGCACUAGCCGGAGCGGCACGUACAUCCUGAUCGAUAUGGUGCUGAAUCGUAUGGCCAAGGGAGUGAAGGAGAUUGACAUUGCAGCCACACUGGAGCACAUCAGAGAUCAGAGACCUGGUCUGGUCCGCACCAAGGACCAGUUUGAGUUUGCACUCACAGCCGUAGCUGAGGAGGUGAAUGCCAUCCUAAAAGCUCUGCCACAGUGAGCCGAAGGACUCGUGGACACACUCUGAGACAGCCACACCCUGAUCAGGACAUUUCCAUUAAACAGAACUGUUUGUGUUCCUCUUUUCAGCAUGCAGUACCUUUCCAUCAACACAAUAUGUCCAGUUAGGAUAUUUUGAAUAUUUCAAUUUUAGGAAAAAUCAUUUUAAGGCAUACUGUAC
Messenger RNA from Thalassophryne amazonica, 3259 nucleotides. RefSeq names its product protein tyrosine phosphatase receptor type Na (gene ptprna). NCBI's taxonomy places the organism in Eukaryota, Metazoa, Chordata, Actinopteri, Batrachoidiformes, Batrachoididae. Gene Ontology annotation, cellular component: secretory granule. The record is from RefSeq and is a predicted model, not a curated record. Bases 191 to 3079 code for a protein of 962 amino acids. Gene Ontology annotation, molecular function: protein tyrosine phosphatase activity. The transcript has 25 exons. Gene Ontology annotation, biological process: protein dephosphorylation.